CAACUCUCCUUCCCCUCGACUCUAGAGGAUUGGAGGACCACGACGCUCGCUUUACGCAAAUUUACGGCCUCUUCCUUUUCUAUUUCCUUGCCAGUCGACUCCUCUUUGUCUGCCUUUCUUCGACUCACUUUCAGAAUAGACGAAGAGUCAAGAAAAUUUCCUUAAAACCCUCUCGAUCUGCGCCUCUCGAAACUUCGCAACUCUGAUCUACCACCUGCGCAACCAACAACACCGAAGCAUAUUCUUUGAACCUCCUCGCGAUGGCCUUCGACGACGGCGCAAAGACGCCCGCGUCAUUGGUGGCACACUCUCCGGUGGUGAAGAGGCAGAGAACGGCCAAUGGCUACAACUCACCUUCGACCUCUGCGAACAAUACAGAUGGGUACAACUCCGCCAACGACGAUGCCACUGUUGUCCCAGACACGCCAGGCGAUCGGUAUCAGACGCAACCCACACAGCUCCUGCCGCAGGGUUCGAAGCUGAGAUCAAGUUCGCCCGACACUCCAGAGAUCUUCGUCCAAGUCCCAGUAUCAUCUCCAAUCAGUGGCAGAGAAGUCACCCCGAAUCCUUCCCGCGCCAACGGUCGAGUUCCGCAGAACAAUGGCUCUGUGCCAACAAACCUGGCCAAGAUCAUGGCACCUGCUGGCACCUCCUUCAGAUCACCUGUUGCUAUCAACCUGAAGCCCUUCCCUCCUGUCGCCGACGAUGGCGAGCCGAGAUAUUAUCAAGAGAUCAGUUCUGAUGAAGAAAACACGAAAGACUUGGCCAACAUCAAGCCGACAAAAUUUGUCUCCGGCAGCGCCAAUUCCUCUUUCGGAGCCCCAGUCUCACCUUCGAAGGAUGCACGGGAUGGAGUGAAUGGUAAUUCCAGGUUUCAAUCGAUUCUUGCGACCUCCGCAUAUCAAGGCCCGGCCAACCGUAAGCCGGCUUCACUGUCCAGUGGAUAUGGCGCGCUGAAGAAGCCACAAGCCCAAAAUGGCCCUUCCAGAGCACAACCAGUCCAUACUAUUCCUGAGAAUCUAAGUGAUGUUGUAAAGAAGCAGCUCGAGCAUAUCAGAAGUGUCAUGCCAUCCAAAUCGAAGUCGACGGCAUAUGCUGCCUUGCAGCGAGCAAAGUUCAAUGUUGAUGGUGCCCUUACAAUUCUAUUGGAUGAGCCAGAGGUCAUCACGAUUGGCUCUGAUGAUGAGAUCGAAAGUCCCCAGAGCAUGAAGAAGGCGAAUCCUCAGUUGAAGCAUGUACAAGUACCUGUUGCAUCCAUUUCGGAGAGAUACUCUUCCAUGCAUUCUCGAUCUAAACAACAAAUUACGGCGGCAACUCCUCUAAAGCCGAAGAAGCGACUAGUUCAAGGACGUAAAGAUCCCUCUUCACCCGCGGUCCCUCCACUUACAUCACCCUUGAAGCCUAUAGUUGCUGAGGCAUACGAUUCAGAUCCUGGCUCUGAAUCAGCAUCUGGAGCCGAAGAUGGAGAGGAUGAUAGAUCAUCGUUAGAGGCUCGAGUCUUGGCUUAUCUGAAGGAAUGUACGCUCGAGGACUUGAUUGAUACUACCCACUUCAGUGAGGCAGACGCUCAGAUCAUGCUUGAUGCCCGACCGUUGAAGUCAAUUGAGGCGGCUAGGGAGGUGGGUCGCAAAGGGAAAGGCAAGAGGAUGCCCCUUGGAGAUAAGAUCGUCGAAAAGUGUAUAGACAUGUUCAAGAGCUUCGACGCUGUUGGAAUUCUCGAGACAAAUUGCGCUGACCUCAGUGAGCCGGCAAUCAAGGAAAUGGCAGGCUGGGGAUUGGACAUUCUUGGUGCGUCAACGAAGGGCGAACUUGAGUUGACCUCUUUGGAGGGAGCCGACACUUCCCAGGUCGACUCUGGGUUGGGAUCUCCUAGUAGUCGCGAUACUUUCAACAACGGCGAUGAGGACAUCAAAGGUCCUGUCACCAAAAGAAAGAGAAAGGUUGCACUGCUUGAACAACCCGAAACAAUGGCGAAGGAUUACCCAAUGAAGGAUUAUCAGAUUGUCGGCUUGAAUUGGUUGGCUUUGAUGUACAAAUACAAGUUGAGUUGCAUUCUUGCAGAUGACAUGGGAUUAGGAAAGACUUGCCAAGUCAUUUCUUUCCUUACUCACCUUGUUGAAAAUGGCCGAACGGGUCCGCAUAUUGUGGUGUGUCCUGCUUCAACCUUAGAGAAUUGGCUCCGAGAAUUCCAGAAGUUUUCCCCUGACCUCAAAGUCGAUCCAUAUCACGGCGGAAAGGAAAUGCGAGGAGAAUUGGCAGAAAUGCUUAUGAUUGGUGCACGUGCUGGAGACAAUGAAGAGCACAAGGUUCAUGUCAUUGUCACUACGUACGAGAUGGCUAACAAGAAGGAUGACGCGAAGUUCUUGAGGAGAUUAGGAGCAGAUGUCUGUGUAUACGAUGAGGGCCAUCUCCUUAAGAACCCUAGCACAGCGAGGUAUAAAGGAUUGAUGACUAUCAAAGCCAAUUUCCGACUUCUCCUUACCGGCACUCCUCUACAAAACAACCUUCGAGAAAUGGUUGCACUUCUCGCCUUUAUCCUUCCUCAAGUGUUUGUCGAAGUAGCCGAAGACCUAAAUUUUAUAUUCCAGUCGAAAACUACCACUAAGGACACAAAUCACAAGCAAUUGCUCUCCCAGCAGAGAAUUGACCGUGCUAGAAACAUCCUCAAGCCGUUUGUGCUCCGUCGCAAGAAGCAGCAGGUGUUGAAGGACCUACCGGAUAAGACCUACAAAGUCGUAAAAGCAACUAUGCACGAAGAUCAGAAGACCAUUUCCGAAACGUUCCUCGAAGCAAUGGCAGAGAGAGAGGUUGCGAAGAAGGAGGCAAAGGAAGCAGUAGACGCCAGGAAAGACGGCGAAAAGAGAGCGAAAAGAGUCCCAAAGAAAGCUUCGAAGACCGACGAGGAGGAACCCCUGGAGAAGAACGAAAUUAUGCAGCUCCGCAAAGCCGCAAUCCAUCCGCUUCUGUUCAGACGAUGGUUUACUGAGGAUAAGAUACAACAAAUGGCAAAGAUCCUCCGCGCAAAGGAGCCGGUCGCGUUCAACCCAUCCCUGAAUAUCGAACAUCUUCUCCAAGAGCUACGCAACGCGUCGGACUUCGGAAUACAUAGUGUAUAUUGCAGUGUGUAUCCGUGUAUUGCAAAGUUCGACAUCCCGGAUCUCGCAUGGAUGAACUCUGGCAAAGUGGAUACUUUGGUCGAGCUCGUCCAGUCAUAUAAGGCAAACGGCGAUCGAGCCCUCGUCUUCUCUCAGUUCAGUCUGGUUCUCGACAUCUUGGAAGCCGUGCUAAACACUAUCGGAAUUGAUUAUGUACGCAUCGAUGGCGCAACCAGUGUGGAUGUUCGUCAAACUAUGAUUGAUAGCUUCUACGAUAAUGAAGAUAUCACGGUCUUCCUAUUAACCACCAAGGCUGGUGGCACUGGUAUCAACUUGGUGGCUGCCAACAAGGUCAUUAUCUUCGAUAGCAGUUUCAACCCCCAAGACGAUGUCCAAGCUGGAAACCGAGCCCAUCGAGUUGGCCAAACCAGAGAUGUCGAGGUGGUUACCAUUGUUACUGAAGGCACAAUCGAGGAGAGUAUUCUGGCAAUGGGCAAGAGCAAGUUGGAGCUCGAUAGAGAAGUAGCAGGUGGUGGAGAAGAAAGUGAACAAGUAGCCGAAGAAGUCAACAUGCAGGCUGUCACCGACGCUUUCCUCAAUACCCAGAGGAUGGUUGUUGGGGGCGCUGUUACGGCUGGGGGAUCGUAAAUGUCGGUCCUGAUUUCCGAGAUUUUACGACGCACCGUAACGCUGCUUGCGACGGACUCGACAUGUAAAAACUAGGUUAGCGUCUCGCAUCUUUGUUCUUCCAUUCCGUAGGUCUUCGGAUAAAGGUCAAAGAAUUGUUCCGUAGUGUCAAAUAUAUGUCGUGGAAUACGUCUCUUUCUCAGCCUCUGUCCUCACUUGAUCCCUUCAGGUAAGAUUAAU
Mollisia scopiformis is the source of this 3962-nucleotide messenger RNA. RefSeq lists its product as uncharacterized. The transcript is spliced from 4 exons. The coding region runs from base 261 to 3743 and encodes 1160 amino acids. Gene Ontology annotation, cellular component: nucleus. NCBI's taxonomy places the organism in Eukaryota, Fungi, Ascomycota, Leotiomycetes, Helotiales, Mollisiaceae. Gene Ontology annotation, molecular function: ATP binding; ATP-dependent chromatin remodeler activity; chromatin binding. The record is from RefSeq and is a predicted model, not a curated record.